CAUGAGAAUCUUUGCGUGCAGGACAAGUACUAAAAUACCCCUAAAGAAAUUCCGGAAUCCGACGUGUCGUAUAUUAAUAUUCCUCUCCCGAUAAUAAUAAUGAGAAGCAAUCGUUAGCAGAAGGAGAAGAUGAUAGAGGUGGUGUUGAACGACAGGCUGGGGAAGAAGGUGCGGGUGAAGUGCAACGAGGACGACACCAUCGGAGACCUUAAGAAUCUGGUGGCAGCCCAGACCGGAACCAGACCCGAGAAGAUAAUCCAGAAGUGGUACACCAUCUAUAAAGACCACAUCACCCUCAAAGACUACGAGAUUCACGAUGGCAUGGGCCUCGAGCUCUACUACAACUGA
Theobroma umbraticum is the source of this 348-nucleotide messenger RNA. The record is from RefSeq and is a predicted model, not a curated record. Lineage: Eukaryota; Viridiplantae; Streptophyta; Magnoliopsida; Malvales; Malvaceae.